Messenger RNA from Rhododendron vialii, 2199 nucleotides. Its product is annotated as F-box protein CPR1-like. The transcript is spliced from 4 exons. The record is from RefSeq and is a predicted model, not a curated record. Gene Ontology annotation, molecular function: protein binding. Bases 204 to 1883 code for a protein of 559 amino acids. Lineage: Eukaryota; Viridiplantae; Streptophyta; Magnoliopsida; Ericales; Ericaceae.
CUCUCUCUCUCUCUCUCUCUCUCUCUCCUUCACGAGUUCUUUUUUUUUCGAUCCGCUCCUUCACGAGUUCGAAGAUGAAAACAUUCAAGUUAAAAAGGCGCGCAACAAUUGACACCAAAACCGCUUCCCCAAAGCCCGAAGGAGUCCAACCCCAACCCUAGGAGAAAAGCAGAAAUUUUGAGGAAGAAGACACAGAGAGAGCCAUGUCCGACUUCAUUCCUGAAGACGUAAUUGUGGAUAUACUCUCCAGACUCCCAACCAAGUCCCUAAUCCGAUUCAGGUCUGUUUCCAAACUCUGGAAAUCUCUCAUUACCAGCCCUAACUUCAUCAAUUCCCACCUCAAUCAAUCGCUCACUAACCCUAUAAACAGCUACGACAAUCUCCCACUUGUAAUAGUCAGGCAAUGCGUUCCUAAUCCCUAUAUCAGAUUAGAGCACUACAAACUAUUUGUUGAUACUGGUGAAGAAGAAAACACAUUUGAUGAAUAUUUGGAAAUCCCAUUCCCACUCAAGAGCCGUCGUCUUCACUAUCACUAUUUAAUGGGUUACGUGAGAGGUUUGUUCUGUCUUUGGGAACAUGAUAAUAUUUUCCUUUGGAACCCAUCCAUUAGAAAGUCCAUAAGCCUUCCCAAGCCUGGCAUUACCAAAAAGACACACGGCUCCUUGAUUGAUCGCCUAGGAUUUGGAUAUGAUUCUCGGAGUAAUGAUUAUAAGGUGGUCAGAAUAGUAAUCCUUUGUGGAAGUGACCGGUUCGAAGAUGUUGAGGCUCCUCUCGUUCAGGUUUACUCCCUGAAUGUGGGAUCGUGGAAAAUGAAUCGUGGGGCGGGGGAGUCUUUUCCCAUUGGAUUCCGAAUGGCCUAUUCGCAAAACUUUACCUCUUGUUUGGAAGGGGUUCUUCAUUGGGCAGCCGAGGCUACAAGAAAUUCAAAUGAGAGAUUGGUUUUGUCAUUUGAUUUAUGUGACGAGGUGUUUAAAACUAUUCAAUUGCCAAAUGAUCUUGCAAGUGCAAAACUCGACAUCACAACUUCAGUAUGUGGGGGAUUUCUUUCUCUGUUGUGUGAAGAUAAUCUCGAUCGUGCAAACAAGUCUUGUUCUAUUUGGAUAAUGAAAGAGUAUGGCGUAGUUGAUUCUUGGUAUAAGUGUGCCAAAGUUGAUCUAACAGGAGGAAUUAAAGGGGUAAUAGGUAUCCGAAAGAAUGGUCAUAUAGUAUUGGAGGGUUACACAACACAGCCUUGGGAGCUUUCUUCAUAUGACCCGCGUAAUAAAGAAAUCAAGAACUUGGGAAUUUAUGGUGCUUUAGGCCAUUUUCAUGUUGAUACUUACGAGGAGAACCUUACCUUACUCAAUAAGACAGAUGCUCCAGUGUCUAAAAGGGGCAGGAAGAGGAAAGACAGCACUCAAUCACUAAUGGAGGCACAUGCACUUUUUACCGAUGUUCGAAGUCUGAAGCAUAAAAUUGUCAUCCUGAAAGAAAGGGUAGAGAGAAAGAUAGAGGUAGCAUGUGAGGUGGUAGCGAAAAGGGGGCAUCAACAGUUUGCUGAGGUCCACGCCAAACUCCAGAGUUAUCCUCCGCAAUGUAUACCCAAGGUUUUUCGCGGCGAUGAAGAAAUCAAUUCGACAAGGCUUACUGCCACUUCUCAAGAUUCAGUGGUGAAUGAUUGUGAUGUGGCUGACAAAUUUAGCCACGAUCGCAUCCUUGGCAGGGGUGAAAGCGUGAAGGGCAAACAUUUGAAUGGUGGCACAUCUGCAGGCCAAGGGUUUUGCAGUAAGGAUUGUUCGGUGAACGAGGAUUUGGAGUUUUUGAGAAAGAUGAAGGCUGAAUAUGCUGAAACGCUGGAGAAUUUUUCUCGAAUGGAUCAAAUAGUGGAGACCAUUAUUACCUAAAGUACCCCCAGUUCCAGGAAUGUAGGAGUCAUAUGAAUGGAGAUCAAGUUUUGGUUCAACUGACGUAUGAGCGGAUUGUAAUUGAGAUCAAAGAGAAUUUUCCUUGGCAUUUGUUGGUGUUAUCUUAUCUGCUUCAAUCAUGGCCGAGAUACUACUGUGAAAACUUGACCUUUUAUAUUUGAACUUAUUUAUCACACCACAAAGUUUGUUCAAGGUGAUAUUCAGAAAGGCAAAGUUCACUUUAACCUCCUGUGGUUAUCGCUAUGUGCGGAUACCCUCUUAUGGUUCAAGGUGAUAUUCAGAAUUUUCCUUGGCA